CACUGCAGGGUACAAACACCGUCGCAUCGGAGAGCUAAAUACAAUCCUAUUAUUAAUAUCUUAACAUCCUCCUGUUUACGAUUUGUGAUACCUUUACCCGAAUAAUCUCGUUCUUUAAUUAUUAUUAUUAUUAUUAUUAUUAUUAUUAUUAUUAUUAUUAUUAUUAUUAUUAUUAUUAUUAUUAUUAUUAAUAAUAAUAAUAUUCUCCACAAUGGCACUCGACGUUCACGGGCAGUCUUGCAAACUUUUGCUGGAGUUUUUUAACAUAAUUUUCGCGAUGGUUGGCUUCGGGAUGGUGUCGCUGGGUUUGUGCGGCUCACAAACCUGCGGGUUUUUCAAUCUCGAUCUCAACUCUCAGAUGUUAAUUAUCGGUGUGUUUGCUGCAGGAGCUCUGAUGUUGCUGGUGGCUAUAGUGGGACACGCUGGAAUGUACAGCGAGUCCAGGGAGGCACUGGAAAUAGUCUCGGUUCUCCUGGUGGUUCUGUGCGCAGCUGAGAUCGGUGCUGGAGUCCUGGCCUUCGUCAACAAGGAUAAGGUGGCACGCAGUCUUUCAACGCUCUAUAAAACGGUCUACAUGCAGUACAUGAACAAGAGAGAUCAAAGGCAGGCCAUCGCCCUGCACAUCUUCCACUACGGGCUGAAUUGCUGCGGGAUGGGCGGACCGCUGGAACCCUUCGUUCGGGACACCUGCCCGAAAAAAUCCGAAUUCUGGGAUGUACUAAACACCUCGUCCUGUGUCACCGCUAUCUCCAACCUGUUUGACUCCAACGCUCCGAUAGUUUGGGGGUUCUUCAUUGGAAUCGCUGUGCUCCUGAUCGUGGCUUGUUAUUUGUCUCACUCCAUUCUUGUAAACGAGGAUCCUCGCUCCUAGAUUAUCCUGCAAUAACCCAACACACUGGAAGUGGCUGUCUCUCCUUCAUCUGGCUCCCAGUUUAAUCCACUGCCCGCUGCUUUGGUUUAUUAAGAGACACCCCUACCCUACCUCGCCUCCCCCCCACCCCACCCCUUGUCUCUCUCUCUCCUCCCCUAUUCAUGUAUUAUUAUUAACCUGCAACACUCUGCUGCCCCCUAGUGGAGGGGAGAAGUACAGCAGUAAGAACAUAGGCAAGACCAAAACUAGAAAUCGAAACAUUUUGAACAUGAUUUUUCUUUCAAAGACGUUGAAAGAAAAAAUGCAGCUGGAUAUUUUCGUGUGUCGGUUUAGUAUAAAACCGAGCACAGCAUUAAAAAGGGGACCAAAAAAAAUAAAAAAUAAAAAACCUUCCACAAAGUUAUAGUUUAUUUUCUAUUUUAAAUAUCUAGCAUUCUCUUACUCCUUUUUUUGUUCAGUAUUUGAACUACAGCUGGGAACAGAUUUAAAUAAAUAAAAACUGUUAUGAUAAAAUGUGUGUGAUUUCAUUUACUUUACUUCCAUUUAUAUUCAUGUAUAAAGACUAGACUUGGGUUAAAUUGCAAUUGUGUAAUCAAUUGUUGUAAUUAUGGGCAGGAGUGUGGAGUAGUGGUCAGGGCUCUGGACUCUUGACCGGAGGGUCGUGGGUUCAAUCCCAGGUGGGGGGGGGGACACUGCUGCUGUACCCUUGAGCAAGGUACUUUACCUAGAUUGCUCCAGUAAAAACCCAAACUGUAUAAAUGGGGAAUUGUAUGUAAAAAUAAUGUGAUAUCUUGUAACAAUUGUAAGUCGCCCUGGAUAAGGGCGUCUGCUAAGAAAUUAAUAAUAAUAAUAAUAACAUAGAAA
This is a messenger RNA of Acipenser ruthenus (sterlet), 1735 nucleotides long. RefSeq names its product CD9 antigen-like. The transcript is spliced from 8 exons. Gene Ontology annotation, cellular component: membrane. The coding region runs from base 212 to 871 and encodes 219 amino acids. The record is from RefSeq and is a predicted model, not a curated record. Lineage: Eukaryota; Metazoa; Chordata; Actinopteri; Acipenseriformes; Acipenseridae.